AUGGGAUCGAUCCCGAGCUGGAAAGAAACCGGCCGUCAACGUCGGCGACAACAACUAGAAUCAAUCCCUCCUCAAUGGCGGCUCAAGAAUAUCCCGGAGGAUUUCGCUGACAGCCGCUACGUGAUCGAGCGGUCCGGACUGCUGAGCGCGACGGAGCUGGAUAUCACGAACACGGUGGGCGCGCGAAAGAUCCUCCGCCGCUAUGAGGAGGGUCACUGGACCGUCGAGGAGGUGGUGACGGCGUUUUGCAAGCGCGCGGCCAUUGCCACCCAGCUCAUCGGCUGUUGUACCGAGCUCAUGUUCGAAGAGGCCAUCGCGCAGGCCCGAGACCUCGAUCGCUGGUACGCCGACACGGGUGCCUUCGUGGGACCACUGCACGGCCUUCCCAUCAGCUUAAAGGACACCCAUCAAGUCCGCGGUGUCGACACUACGGUGGGCUGGGUCGGACUGGUGGGAAAACCCGCCGGGCAAGACGAGUUGACCGUCCAGCAGUAUCGGUCGCUCGGGGCCAUUGUGUACGUCAAGACCAACGUGCCGCAGUCGCUCAUGAUGAGUGAUAGUUACAAUCACGUCUGGGGCCAGAGCGUGAACGCCCUGAGCAGGCAGCUGAUCUCCGGCGGUAGUUCAGGGGGUGAAGGCGCCCUCGUCGGCGCCCGGGGCUCCGUGCUCGGCAUUGGAACAGAUAUCGGCGGUAGCAUUCGCAUCCCCGCGGCCCUUCAGGGCCUGUUCGGCCUGUGUCCGUCGGUCGGGCGUGUCCCCUACCGUGAAUCGGCACGGGAUCAGAAGUACAUCGUACGUCCCGUCGCCGGGCCCAUGAGCAAUUCCCUCUCCAGCAUCGAAUUGUUCAUGGAAGCCUACGCCAGCCUCGAGCCCUGGACGACAGAUCCGACCAUCCUUCCUAUCCCGUGGCGCGAGGAGCUCGCCGAGCCCAGCAAAGAGCCUCUACGUAUCGCGUACAUCGUCGACGACGGUGUCGUGCUCCCGCACCCUCCCAUCCAGCGGGCGAUGCGCGAGCUAGUCGCCAAACUCUCACAAUGUGGCCACGAAAUCGUGGAGUGGGACGCCUCCUCGCACCGCUCCGCGUACUACGACCUGUGGGUGAAGGCUGUGCUGGCUGACGGCGGCAAGCGGUGCGCGGACCUGUGCAAACUCGUCGACGAGCCCCUGAUCCAAGGCAUGCUGGUCGGCACGCCCGAGACGCUCCUCGACGCCCAGCAGCGCAUGGACCUGGCCGAUGCCAUCUGGGAGUUCAAGCGCGAGUACCUCGCAAGGUGGAAGGAGAGCGGCAUCGACGCACUCGUCAUGCCGGUCACUCCGUGGGUCGGCAUGCGACCCAAGACCUGGGUCAAAUCCCAGCAGUACUGCGGAUACACGGCGCUGUGGAACGUGCUGGAUUACAGCGCCCUCACGAUGCCCGUGGCCAGUGUGCGUCAGGACCUGGACGAUCCGGCGACCGACGAAGGCUGGAUGAAAUAUGGACGUGAAGAGACGAGGGGGUUCACGGAUGAGUUUAAUCAUCGGAUGUACCAGGAGUUGUGGGAUGCCGGCCUGGUUCAGGGAUUGCCGGUCAACAUCCAGAUUGUCACGGGGCGGUUUGGUGAGGAGGCGGCGGUACGGGUGGCCAAGGUAUUCGAGAAGUUGCCUUGA
Rhinocladiella mackenziei CBS 650.93 is the source of this 1647-nucleotide messenger RNA. RefSeq lists its product as uncharacterized. The record is from RefSeq and is a predicted model, not a curated record. NCBI's taxonomy places the organism in Eukaryota, Fungi, Ascomycota, Eurotiomycetes, Chaetothyriales, Herpotrichiellaceae. The transcript has a single exon. The coding region runs from base 1 to 1647 and encodes 548 amino acids.